Cicer arietinum (chickpea) is the source of this 1509-nucleotide messenger RNA. The record is from RefSeq and is a predicted model, not a curated record. Lineage: Eukaryota; Viridiplantae; Streptophyta; Magnoliopsida; Fabales; Fabaceae.
AUGGCUGCUCAACAAGUAAUUUGUAUUGUUUAUUACAAUGGUUCAAUUGUUGAUGGAGUUGAAGGAAAAACAUUCGUAAGUGACUAUAAAAAGGCGUUCAAAGUACAUUUAGGAAGCAACUUUGCUCGUCUAAAGAAUGUCAUUAGAAAAAAAUUACAGCUCAGUGGCAACGUCACGAUAAGUGAUAUAGUUUAUCAACUCCUUGUGUUCUUUGGUGAAAAUACAACAAGGUUUGAACUCAUGAAGAUUUGCGACAAUGAAGAUGUUGAGUUGAUGUUUAUGCAAUGUGGUCACAACUCGACACCAAAGAGUUAUAUGUUACCUUCGAAACAAACUCAUCCAGAAAGUUUUCAACUCCAUCAUCAAUCUCCUCCAACAAGUCCACAAUGUGAUCUUCCCUAUAGUGUCUUACAUAGUAUCAACGAGGAAGAUUUAAUUGAUUAUAGUAAAGGGGAUGAAACAUACUUCGAUGAAUCAUUUGAUAAUUUUGUCGAUGACAUUGAUGGUGACGAAGAUAUAGAAGCAGAAGAUCAACCUAUUCUACCUGAUUUCGAUCCACCAUUUCACCUGAAGAGCAUCAAUUUAGAUACUCAACAGAAAUCAAGUGAAUUUGAUCACUUGCUCAUUAACGAAGUCCCAACAGUAGAUGGAACUCUUGCGGUUGGAAUGAAGUUUCAUAACAAAGAUGAAUGCAUCCAAAUUGUUUGUUUAGAUGCAGAGCUUCAAAAUGCAAAAAAAAAAAGUGAAUUGUGGGUUAUUGGUAAAUCGAAUGUGCCUCAUACAUGCACAAAUUCUGCAUUGUCACAAGAUCAUAUGAAGCUCGAUUCUAACAUGAUAUGUCAAAGCAUAAUGAAAGUUGUGAAUGUGGAUCCUUCAAUCAAAGUGAAGGUAAUUGUUGCUCAGAUUCGAGCUUUACAUAACUACACAGUUAGUUAUAAAAAGGCCUGGAUGGGAAAGAAUAAAGCGAUCGAACAAAUUUAUGGUAACUGGGAAGAGUCUUACAAUCAACUCCCACAAUGGUUGUUGGUUAUGAAAACGUUUGCUCCAGGAACUAAAAUAGAAAUGGAAACCAUCCCAGCUUAUCAUGAGAAUAGUUUGAUAAAUGGGAUAAGGAUUUUUCAUAGACUAUUUUGGGCUUUCGUUCCGUGUAUAUCUGCGUUUAAAUUCUGCAAACCAAUAAUACAAGUUGAUUGGCUGUACGACAAGUACAAAGGAACUCUAUUGGUAGCAGUUGCACAGGAUGGGAACGACAACGUAAUUCCUAUUGCUUAUGCUAUUGUGGAAGCAGCAUGCUCUAGCAUAAAAUAUAAUUAUUGGAGCCUUAUACCUGAUGUGUAUAAAGUGGAAACGGUAUUAAAAGUCUAUGAUGAAGUGUUCCAACCCAUACCAAACCAAGGAUAUUGGCCACAAUAUGAAUGUGUUAAGGUGUGUCACAAUCCACUAAUGCGGAGAGUCAUGAAAGGUCGUCCAAAGAGCAAAUGCAUUAGAACAGAAAUGGACAGUACAUAA